Molecule: messenger RNA, 2196 nt
Organism: Anopheles funestus (African malaria mosquito)
Lineage: Eukaryota; Metazoa; Arthropoda; Insecta; Diptera; Culicidae
Exons: 3
Coding region: 196-1842 (548 amino acids)
Biological process (GO): fatty-acyl-CoA biosynthetic process; long-chain fatty acid metabolic process
Molecular function (GO): long-chain fatty acid-CoA ligase activity
Source: RefSeq, a predicted model, not a curated record
AACAAAUAAAUCCCUUGGGAAAUUUUGAAGCAUAUGACCGUAGGUAAAUUGAUUGUUUCACUUGUACGCUACGUUAUUUUACGCGAACAGCUCUCCUGGACCGCUAAACGACCUGCUCAAAGUGUGUAGCAGCAAAACAAUCCAUCGCGAAAAGAAAAAAAAUACCAGAGAUAGCUACACAUUUCUAAUUGUGAGAUGAAUCAAGCGGAGUGUGAUAAUAAAUUGAUCCUUUCGGGAGAUCCGGAGCCGGUUAACAUUGCCGAAGGAUGUGGCUCAUUAGGAAUGUUCUUGAUGAAACGUUUGUUACGCCACGGUGAUAACGUAGCGGUGAUCGAUGGUGUGUACUCCAGUGAGCUGCGGUACAUGGAAUUACUGGAAACCGGUGUGCGGUUAGCCGACGGCCUUCGAAAUCAGGCGAAUUUGCGAACGGGUGAUGUGGUGGGAAUCAUAAGCGAAAAUCGGCUCGAAUUUCCUGUUGCCUUGUACGCAUCGUUUUUCGCUAAUGCCGCAGUUGCGCCGAUUAAUUUGACGUACACCGAGCGCGAAUUCGACCACGCGCUUAAUUUGUCGAAACCAAAAAUACUGUUCGUUUCGCCAUAUUCUGCGGAACGGGUGAUUGCGGUAGCACGCAAAAAUCGGCAUUAUAUUGAGCAUAUUUUCCUGUUCGGCGACGAGAAUCCGUUCGGACCGGACGUGACUCUUUACGAUGAUUUCCUCUCACGGACAAGUGCCAUCAAUCCGUACUGCUUCCACAGCGAACCAACGAACCUCGAAGAGCAAGUAGCACUGAUUAUGUGUUCUUCUGGAACCACCGGCUUGCCGAAAGGUGUGCAGCUAACGCAUCGAAACAUCAUGGCCAGCGUUUCGUUGCUAACCAUGAUGGAAGCUUCGAUCGAAGGGCCGGUCGUUGUGCUGAGUGUCAUACCAUGGUUCCAUGCGUUCGGCUGUCUCACGCUAAUCAAUGUUAUUUGCAACAAGCUAAAGUUAGUAUUUUUACCAAAGUUUGAGGAAGGAUUGUUCCUAAGCUGCAUUGAAAAUUAUCGCUGUUCCUUUGUGUUUGUCGUGCCCCCGUUGAUGGUAUUUUUGGCUAAACAUCCACUAGUGGAUAAUUACGACCUCAGCAGCGUCGACACGCUGCUAUGUGGGGCUGCCCCACUCAGCAAGGAAACUGAGGUUUUGGUGAAGAAACGUAUCGGUGUGAAGCAUAUUCUGCAAGGGUACGGGAUGAGUGAAACUACGUUAGCAAUGUUGGUACAGUCGAACGAUUGCAGAAAACCUGGUAGCGUCGGGAAACUGCAGGUUGGUACAAUGGCGAAAGUAGUGGACAUAACAUCCGGGAAAUUGCUCGGCCCCAACGAACCAGGCGAACUGUACUUCAAAGGCACACAGAUUAUGAAAGGAUACAUUGGAAAUGAAAAGGAAACAAAACAAACAAUCGAUCAGAACGGUUGGCUUCGUACCGGCGACAUUGGUUACUACGAUGAGGACGGAGAAUUUUUCAUUAUCGAUCGAUUGAAAGAGCUUAUCAAGUACAAAGGGUUUCAGGUACCACCGGCCGAAAUCGAAGCUAUUUUGCUGACAAAUCCAAAAAUUAAAGACGCCGGUGUUGUUGGACUACCGGACGAACAAACCGGAGAGCUACCGUUGGCGUUUGUGGUCAAACAGCCCGGAGCAAGUCUUACGGAAGAGGAGGUGCAAGGAUAUGUGGCUGCACGUGCAUCACCGGCAAAGCGUUUGCAUGGUGGGGUACGUUUUGUUUCGGAAAUACCAAAGAAUGCUAGUGGAAAAAUUUUAAGGCGUGAACUUCGGGCUAUGUUACAGCGACCACUUUCGAAGCUGUAAAUUACAGCGAUUUGGUGCUUAAGGGGAGAUACAUACAGUCAGCAUGUUCGUAUAUCUUUUAAAGCAUUUUCCGAUUACUUCAGGGUUCCGAUAUCCUCCUGUCGUAUGGACUGGCGCCGUUUAUCACAUACACCCCCGGACCGUCCCAAAAACCGUUUUCAUGUGGUUUGAAAAUAAUUUGUCCAAAUCUAAAUUAUAUACUAGCUUUAUAUAUCUUCCUACAAGAUAUUUUUAAAUUUCUGAGUUAUAAUGCUUUGUGACGAAAUGCCAAUGGACAUCAGCCAACGGAUAACGGUCCGAAGGUAUGUAAAAACUUCGUUUUUGUGUUAAAUAAAAAUAUACUCCUAAUUUAAU